UCUCUUGCCCGUUUCUCUCUCUCUCUCCCGUUCCAUCGACCCAGGUACACCGUUCUCUUUGCCGUCUGGCGGGUCUCAAAACACCAUUUCGUUUGUUUUCGCAGGGUCCCCCUAUUUCUCUCUCUUCCUCGUCCUCUCUACUUUCUCUCUCUUCAUAGAUCACAAAAACCUUGACGCGAGGACACCGCAAAAUCCCCUUCGUCCCUCCCCCCCUCUCUCUCUAGAUCUGAACCCUCGCUCUCUCCACCUCCAAUUCGACCCUCUCUCCACAGACAGCGGUGCAAAAUUAGGGCUUUGUGCCCCCUCCAUCAAUCAGGCCCUCGAUCUCCACGAUGUGCAGGUUUGCAAGCUCUGAGCAUGGGGUAAUUGGUUCUCUCGGAGAUUUCUAGGGUUUCUUUGCUACUGUUAAUUGGGUCCCUGGUCUUGGCUAGGGUUUCGCCAUGUGCCGCCCUGAAACUGUUCCUUGACGGCAUCUACUGUUAGGUUUUGGCUGAAACCAGGGUUUUUGAGACUCGGAGGUUUCUGAAGAAGAAGGGAUUGAUGGUUUGGCUUUGGGGUUUUUGGCAAAAACAAAUUGGGGAAGAUGCAAGGCUAUGCAUGGGGGGGAAGGUGAGGAUCGAAAUAGAGAUUGGCACAUGUGGUCAGUCCCUGAUCUCAGUACAGUAGCCAAUUCAAAUACCAGUGCUACCAGCUCUUUCCUCAAGGAUGGACGCAAGAUCAGUGUUGGCGACUGUGCUCUUUUCCAAGCUUUUGGCAACUCUCCUCCUUUCAUUGGAAUAAUUCGUUCAGUAAGAGUAGGCAAGGAUGAUUUCCCUGAGUUACGAGUGAAUUGGCUUUACCGACCUACUGAAGUGAAGCCAAGCAAAGGCACCUUCCGUGAAUUUGCGCCUAACGAAGUCUUCUACUCAUUCCACCAGGAUGAGAUAUCUGCUGUAUCGUUACUCCAUCCGUGUAAAGUCGCAUUUCUUCGUAAAGGUGUUGAACUUCCUCCAGGGAUAUCUUCCUUUGUAUGUAGGCGAGUCUAUGACACAACAAGCAAUCGUCUAUGGUGGCUAACCGAUCAGGACUAUAUCAAUGAACGUCAGGAAGAAGUAGAUCAGCUAUUAGAUAAAACACGUUUAGAAAUGCAUGCAGCAGUGCAAUCAGGAGGACGGUCUCCAAAACCUUUGAAUGGUCCGGCCUCUUCACAGCAGUUGAAGUCUGGUUCAGAAAGCUUACCAAACAACAACACAAACACAUUUACUCCUCCAGUUAAGGGAAAGAAGAGAGAGAGGGUUGAUCAAGGGGCGGAGCCCGUUAAGAGGGAGCGUUCUAGCAAAGCAGAUGAUGGUGACUCUGGUCAACAUUUUAGACCCGAGAGCAAUAUGAAGUUGGAAAUUGCGAAAAUAACAGACAAGGAAGGGAGGCUUACAAGUCUCGAAGGAGUUGAGAAGUUGGUUCAGCUCAUGCAGCUGGAUAGAACUGAGAAAAGAAUCGAUUUGGGUGGUCGGAUUAUGUUUGCAGAUGUGAUAGCAGCCACUGAUCGUGUCGAUUGCCUAAGCCGCUUUAUACAUCUCAGAGGCUUGCCAGUAUUGGAUGAAUGGCUCCAAGAGAUUCACAAAGGUAAACUUGGGAGUGAUAGUAGUAGCCCAAAAGAGGGUGACAAAUCCAUUGAGGAACUUCUCUUAGCAUUGCUUCGAGCUCUUGAUAAAUUACCAGUGGACCUCCAUGCCCUUCAAACUUGUAACAUUGGGAAAUCUGUGAACCUCUUGAGAAGCCAUAAGAACUUAGAGAUUCAGAAGAAGGCAAGGACCCUGGUUGAUACUUGGAAGAAAAGGGUUGAUGCGGAGAUGAAGAUUAGUGAUGCAAAGACAGGUUCAAGCCAAGCUGUUUCAUGGCCUGGAAAGCCUGGUGGUCUCGCAGAUUCUGGCCUUGGAGGCAGCAGGCGUACUGCCUCCUCCUCCGAAGUUGUUUUGAAAAGCUCGGUUACCCAACCAUCUUCUGCAACCAAAACAGCAGCUUCAAGUAAGUUUAGUCAUGGUGAUGCCAUGGUCAAGUCAGUUUCUACGUCUCCUGGCCCAACAAAGAUGGCAUCCUCAUUGCCUGGGUCCACCACAAAAGAUGCACUCUAUAAAGUGGGAGGAGGCAGUGGCACUGGUGAUUUGCCUCUCACUCCAAUCAAAGAGGAGAAAAGUAGCAGUUCAAGUCAAUCGCAAAACAACAGCCAGUCUUAUUCGAGUGAUCAUGCCAAGGCAGUGGGCUCUUCUGUUUGGAAAGAGGACGCGAGGAGCUCCACAGCUGGUUCUAUGAGUAAGACCUCUAGUGGGGCAUCUCGGCAUCGAAAAUCAAGUAAUGGAUUCAUGGGUUCAGGCCAAAAGGAUGGUGGUGCAAGCAAAUCUAGCUAUUCUAGCAGGAACGUGGGGUCUGAGAAAGUAUUGCGUUCACACCCUGGUAUACCGUCAUUCGAAAGAGGAGUUGAUAUGAUGCCUUCUGAUCAUGGAAACAACCAUAAUAGACUGAUUGUGAGGCUCCCAAACCCUGGUCGUAGCCCUGCUCAGAGUAUUAGUGGCGGUUCUUUUGAUGAUCCUUCUCUCGUAACCAGCAGAGCUUCUUCACCAGGGGGUUCUGAGAAACAUGACCACUUUGAUAGAAAACUCAAGGGGAAAACUGAUAUGUCUCGCAUUAGUGGUGCAACUGCUGAUGUGAAUACAGAGUCAUGGCAAAGUAACGAUAUGAAAGAUGGGUUUGCUGGGUCUGAUGAGGCCGAUAGAUCUCCUACUGCUGCAAUCGAUGAAGAGCGAAGCAGAAUUACAGAGGAGACUGGAAAAUUUCCUGAGAGGUCAAAAACUGGAUGCUCUUAUUCUGUAACACGAGGGGUCAUGCCUGAAUCUAAAUCGGGAAAGUCAUUUGAGGCCUCCUAUAGCUCCAUAAAUGCACUGAUUGAGAGCUGUGUUAAGCAUUCUGAAGCUGCUGCUGCUGCUUCAGCUUUAUCAGGUGGAGAUGAUAUGGGCAUGAAUCUUCUUGCAAGUGUGGCUGCAGGGGAAAUAUGUCAUUCUGGUGUCAAUACGCCCGUUGGUUCUCCAGUUAGGAGCUCCCCUGUUAGAGAGGACUCUUGUAUAGGGAGGGAGGCUAGGUUGAGGCUUUCUCAUGUUGAGCAAGCACCACAUGAGCAAAGAGAACUAGAAGACAGCCGAGAUGAGGAGUUGGAGAAGCAGGGGAACAGUGCUCCCAGUUCAAAAUUGACGGAUGGGUUUCAGCAGAGCAGUAAACCUAUGGUAGGUAACAAUUUGUCAUGCAUUGAACGAAAGGCCGUUACUGAGGUUACUGGGAACUCUCUCUCUUCUAGCAAAGUGUUGCAGCAGAGUACGGAGCCUUGCUCAAAGCUUGAUGCAGGCAAAGGUGAUGCAACUGAAAUGAAUGAGUUGGGUGUUCGGGAAAAUGUGCCUACAGUUGGGGCAAAUGAAGUGGAGGGAAAAGAAUUAUUGACCCAAGUUCAUGAUGAGAACAAAAACAGAGAUAAUGGGGUCAGUGCAGAUGUCCUUGGUGAAACAAAGCCAAAGGUGAAAAGCUCAUCCGAUGAGCCAAGGUCUGGAGAUUAUGUCUCUGAAAAGGCUAUGGAGGUCACAACAGCAACAUCAGAUAUAGUGGGUCCCCUCAAUAAUGGAUCUGAAUCUGGUCAUGUUGUGAAGAAGGAAGCUGACAAGGAAGUCAUUGAAGAAGCCGGUGCUCCUGCUUGUCCCCCACCUUCAGAAACAGGGAAUGAGAGCAAGAAUUUAUCAGCACUUGAAGGAGGAGGUUUAAUUGGUGUCUCACUUAAAAAGGAGGACCAAGCCACUGGAAACACUGUUGAGAAAAUUGGCAAAGAAGCUGAGGGUGCAAAUGAGGAGAACCAACCCAAGACUGAAAACUCUGAAGGCCUGGACAGUGCAAACCAUGCAGAGACUGAUGACAGCCAAAAGGUUAAACAGAUAAGUUCUCAGCCUUCUUGCUCAGAGAAUCAGAGUGGGGCUGGUCCUCAUGAGAGCUCCAAGGAUGAUGAAAAACUCGAAAGAAGCAGACUAGUUGAGAACCCAAAGCCUUGUGAAGAGUUAUCUGCAGUUCCUCCUGUCCUAGAAAAAGAUGAAAGCUCAAAGGCCACCAAGCCGUCGAUUGCUGAAAAAGAGGGCCCAGAUGCCUCAGCAUCUGCCACUGAGUCCGAUACGACCACAAAGCUCGAUUUCGACCUAAAUGAAGGUUUCCCAGUUGAUGAGACCAACCAUGAUGAACCAGCUUUGCCCGUAGGUUCUGUCUCUUCGCCAUCGGUUCGACCGCUAAGCCCUAUACCUUGUUUAGUUAACCCUUUAUCAAGUGGCAUUUCAACCCCAAUUGCCGUAGCUGCUGCCACAAAAGGACCUUUCAUGCCCCCUGAAAACCCGAUGAGGAGUAGAGAGCCUCGAUGGAUUGGCUCAGCAGCAACAAGUGCCUUUCGAAGAGCAGAGCCCCGGAAGCACUUGGAAAUGCCCCUCUUGAAUAUUGACAAUACCCUACCUUCUGAUAACGCUCCUGGCCCGAAGCAGCGGGCCCCUCUAGACAUCGACCUCAACAUUCCUGAUGAGAGGGUUCUAGAAGAUUCAGCCGCCACCCAUCCGAGAACUGAACCAAAAAGCAUAGGAAGACUUGAUCUUGACCUUAACCGAGCUGAUGAGGGACCAGAGAAUGGGGUUUUCGCGGUCAGGAGACCACCCGAAGUGGCGCCCGUAUUAGCAGUGAGGCCUUCAUCAAGUGGCUUCUCCAAUGGCGAAGCUGCCCAAGUGUUGCGAGACUUUGAUUUGAACAAUGGCCCUGGCCUUGAGACCACGAGCAACCACGACCAUUCCUUACGAAACCCCAACAGUAAUAAGACUGGGAGCAUGGUACCCUAUCUCCCCAGUGUUGCGGGCCUCAGGAUGAACACUGCUGAAGUGGGCAGCAUCUCAUCGUGGUUCCCUCCCCCGGCCAAUUCCUAUCCAACGGCUGUCGCGAUCCCAUCUUAUGUCUCCUCCGAUCGUGGGGCCGAGCAGCAGCCGUACCCGGUCGUGGCUGCACCAGGUGGGCCCCGCAUACUGGGGACAGCAGCUGGCCCUGGCAUUGACCCCUUCAGGGCUGGCAGCGGGCCUCAUGGUGGGGCACAACCUGUGCUCUCGUCGUCUCCAGCAAUGCCUUUUGCUGCCACUUUCCCUUACCCUCCCUUCCCCUUUGGGCCCACUUUCCCCCUCUCCUCAACCUCAUUCUCAAGUGGCUUGGAGUCGUCCUCAUCUUCAGCUGUGGCACCUGCGUGCUACCCGUCCCAGCUUGUGGGACCGGUGUCUUCACCAUAUGCAAGACCGUAUUUAAUAAGCCUAGGGGAAGCAGCGGGUUCUGCAGCUGAUAAUAGUCGAAAGUGGGGGGCAGCGACCAGGCAGGGGCUUGAUUUGAAUGCUGGGCCUGGUGGUGCCGAGGUGGAGGUGAGGGAUGAGAGGCUGCCUUUGCACCGUCAGCACCUUUCUUCACAGGCUUCAGUGGCCGCUGGUUUUGUUGAGGAGGCACGGGUGUAUCAGGCAGCAGUGAUUGGUGGUGGGGCCCACAAAAGGAAGGAGCCAGAAGGUGGGUGGGACACAGAGAGGUUUGGGUACUCUUGGCAGUAGAGAUGGAGGGAGGGUGAGCAGCUAUGGUCGACUUGACUUUAACUCGGUGAGCAAUUUCUUUCAUGUCUUCCUCCCUCUAUACAUUUCUCGCCUUUUUUUUUUUUUUGGUAGAGAUGGUUGAAUCGUUGAUCUUGAUUAUGUUGAUUUGUGUUAAUAUGCAUAUGUUUUUCUCUUCAUCUAUUUGCUGCGAGAAUGUUGAGUUGUAAUGAAUUGCAGGCCAGGCA
Molecule: messenger RNA, 5845 nt
Organism: Amborella trichopoda
Lineage: Eukaryota; Viridiplantae; Streptophyta; Magnoliopsida; Amborellales; Amborellaceae
Source: RefSeq, a predicted model, not a curated record